Messenger RNA from Rubroshorea leprosula, 614 nucleotides. The record is from the annotation of a GenBank genome assembly. NCBI's taxonomy places the organism in Eukaryota, Viridiplantae, Streptophyta, Magnoliopsida, Malvales, Dipterocarpaceae.
CUACCUAAAAGUAGAGCAAAUCAGCCCCUCCACUUGACAAAACCGGCAAAUCAGCCCUUCUGCUGACGAUGACCUCAUCAAAUGUCAUCUUUCCGUCCACAUCCUUGUUACUCCGUUACCAAAAAGUGGCUUGGUCAUCUUUCCGUCCACAUCCUUGUUACUCCGUUACCAAAAAGUGGCUUGGUGCUGAUAUGACAUUGAGUGAGUGAUGUGGUCAAUUUAAAUUCCAAAAUUACUAAAGAGUCCUUAUCUACUUCCUUUUCUUCUAUUCAUCUUCUCUCUCCUUCUUCACAGUCUCUCUCUUCGUAUUGCAGAUUUACUCUUUUUUUUUUUUCAAUAGUUUAAAUUGAAAUUUUUUUCAGAUAAAUCUAAAUUACAAAAAUUAUUUAAAAACCCUCAAAAUAUGAAAAUAUAAAAGUUAAAAAAAAUUUCAAAAUUAAAAUAAAAACUUGUGGCUUUGUUGACAUCAAGUAAUUUGCUCAUUAAGUUUCCAUUUCCAAUAACCCAAAAUCUACCUCACUUUAUUUUAAAUAAAAAUACAUGUAAUAUUUGUUUAUUUUAAAAACUAUCUCAAAAAUAGAUUUAUAUAUUUUUAAUAAAAAUACAAACUUAAA